Molecule: messenger RNA, 621 nt
Organism: Phragmites australis (common reed)
Lineage: Eukaryota; Viridiplantae; Streptophyta; Magnoliopsida; Poales; Poaceae
Product: zinc finger protein 7-like
Exons: 1
Coding region: 52-582 (176 amino acids)
Source: RefSeq, a predicted model, not a curated record
AGCACAAACCUUGAGCAACCCUCUCUUCUGCUACUUCCAACAAAGAAAGAAAUGGAGAGAGCACCUAGAGUGGAAGAACACAAGUCAGCAGACCAAGUUGCUGAAGCUGGUCACGCCGAUGAUAUAGCAUCUCUAAAGUUGGGUCUUGAUGCACCAAAAGGCGAAGGAGCUAAGCCUCCAGAGGCCAAACCUGAGGCUACUCCACACAGGACUUUCUCCUGCAACUACUGCACGAGAAAGUUCUUCAGCUCGCAGGCACUCGGCGGGCACCAGAACGCACACAAGAAGGAGAGGUGUGCAGAGAGGAAGUCACACAGCUUUCGGCAACUGAUGAUGGGCCUUCCUCUACGUACUACCUUUCUCCAACCUAUGGGCGUUAACUCCCACUCCACAAUCCUGAAGGAGCAUGGUGAAAGAGCUGCUGUUGUCGUAGCAAGAUCUGAUGGAGGCCAAAUGAGUGGCUGGAUGCCUUUUGCAAUUGAAGAAGCUGGAGGGUUAGUGUGGCCAGGGAGCUUCAAAGUAAAUUCUCAGGAGUCGAAGAAGCAAACAGAGAAAAAUCUUGACUUGACCCUGCGCUUGUAAAUUUGUAAUUCACCGGUAGACAAUUAUAUAUAAGCAGUU